CAAGAAGAAGAAGAAGAAGAAGACGACGACCGACGAGGAUGAGCGGCAUCAACACUCAAAUGCAGUACGGAGAAGCGGACUUCACGGUUUAAAUUCAUAUUUUGGGUAAACUUCAUUUGAACGUAUUUGUGACUAUGGCGGGUGACAGCAGUCGCGACGGCUCUGAAAUCGACACAAAGCAGCUCCAAGCUAAUCCCACGACGGAGUAUUGCUCAAAGUUGCAGCGGUGGAUGUGGGAGUAUUACUGGGGAUAUGCUAACUGGCAGAGCUACCCAGCUCUGUCAGCCUUCCCGCUGCCUCCGCUGAGCUCUGCUUCUCAGACACACGCUGCACAUGGGUCCUCCCCCGCCAGUGGGCAGCCAGCGUUUGAACCCGGGAACUGGUACGGCAUCCCGCAUGCUUUCAGACCCCCGGGGUCCUCCCCUCCGUCUCACCCAGCUGAUGUCCAGGCGGAGCAGCGCUCAGCCAUGACUGCUGUGCAGCAGAACCGAAGUCCACCUCAGGCAGGACGAGAGUACACAAUCCCGUCGCCUCUUCAGAGGUUCCUGGCGGAGACGGUGGACUUCCUUAUCUUGUUUUGUGUGAAGGCCACCAUCGUGUUGUGGAUAAUGCAUCUCUGUGGAAUGAAGGACAUUGCCAAGUUUAUCACCCACUUCAUUAUUGAGGAGAUCGAUGAGAACACGUCCAUCGAGGACCUGCAGAAGAUGAUGGUGGUCGCCCUGGUUUACAGGGUACUGGUUUGCAUCUAUGAGACAAUUUGUAUUUGGGGCGCUGGAGGUGCGACUCCAGGAAAGUUCCUGCUCGGUCUGCGGGUGGUGACAUGCGACACGUCCACCAUGGUACGACCCAACCGCAUCUUUGUGGUUCCAGCAUCUAACGUCUCUCUGUCGGCCUCUACUGUGCGGGCUUUGAACAAGAACUUCUCCAUCGCUUUCCUCUUCCCCAUCUUCAUCACAGUCCUCUUCUUCCAGCACAACAGGACUGUUUAUGACAUUGUGGCCGGGACCAUAGUGGUUCAACGCAGAGGGGGCUGAUGGGUUGUAGUUACUGACAGAGGGCGAUUGUUCUGUUUCUCAUUAGGAGCCAAAUAACUGAUUUUAAAUCUAAACUGUAAGAGUGAUGGGUCGUAACAUCACUAAACAGAAAUUGGACUGCACUUUAAAAGUACAUGAAUACGGACAUGGUAGCAGAAUAUUAAGUCAAAAAAUGAAAAACUGCCUCGUCUGUUGUGAGGAUUUCGGUUUUCUUAUCGAGUGUCAAUGAAAACUGCUCUUUACUCUUUGCCUCUGCAACAAUAUGCGCAGUGUUUGUACAAUGCCAAAUGAUUUCUUUUUCCCCAAACAUUAAUUACUCUUGGGCCAAACUAUUUAUUUCAUAUUUUAUAGAUAAGAAAGCAUUGAAUGGUACCUAAAUAUAGAAAUAUAUUUUUCAAGUGAACUACUUGAUGGAUCACCAGGACUCAGGAAGCCUGCAGGUGGGGAGGAAAACCAUCAAUCCAAUCUAAGCCUUAAUACCUCCACCUCUGUUAGUUAAGCGGCUGUUUGAGUAGUUCGUGUAUCCUUCAAAGUCCAUGUGAGGCACCAAAAUAAAGAGGUCAUGUAGGCUGGGUGCCUACAUGACCUCAGAUAACAAAAAAUGCAAAAUAUCUGCAUGCAAAACUUAACAUUGCACACAUUUUUGGUUUCCUGACGGAAAAAAAAAAUGAGGGUCUUGUAGCUGGGUUAUGAUUGUAGCUGUUUGGAUGACCUCGGAAGUAUUGGGAUUAUUUUGUAAAUUCAGAAAAAAUUGCCGUGAAGAUCUAUGCAGCAAUCUGUAUGUGAUUUUUUUUAAACUUUUUUUUUCUAUUAACGUUUUUUAGGUUACAGCUUAUUUGUGCAUUGUUUGUUUUUCAAACGGAAUUGUUUCGAGUGCAAUUUUCCACUUUCCACUCUGCAAAACAAUAUACUAUUAUGAACGAUAAUUUGGUUAAAUAUUCCCUUUUAGUCAGUGAUUAUUAUUUUUUUUAUAUUAUUUACACUGUACAAAUUGUCCAUUGUUGCACAGUUUGUAAAUUCUCAAAAGAAAAGUCAUUUUGUGACUCAGGGCAAUGUUUUAGCAUUGAUGAUAAUAUUUUAUUUAAACAUAAAAUCUGAUAUUUCUGUAUGUAAAAAAUUUGAGAAUAUUCUGGUAUUAAAUUUCCUAACCAUAAAUGGAUUUAUUCCACACAAGAA
Molecule: messenger RNA, 2210 nt
Organism: Girardinichthys multiradiatus
Lineage: Eukaryota; Metazoa; Chordata; Actinopteri; Cyprinodontiformes; Goodeidae
Gene: fam8a1a
Product: family with sequence similarity 8 member A1a
Exons: 5
Coding region: 135-1034 (299 amino acids)
Source: RefSeq, a predicted model, not a curated record